AUGUAUUGGAUGCCAAAGUUUAAAGGAAUGAACCCCCACUAUGUUCCCCCUCUUCCUAAAGAACACGUCAAAUCAGAUCACUUCCAGCUCACCUUGGCCAGAGUCGCUCUAAAAAGAAUGUCGUUUGACAUCGAAGCAGUUAUUUCUUGCCACAAACUAAGGAGUCAGCCAAAUUCUCUGUUCAUAGUCUCCUCACAAAGUCCACUGCAGAAAGAGCUGAUAGAAAAGGCUCCAGCUUGUUCCCAGUUCUGUAUUUCUGGGCCGUUCAAAAGUUUUUUGAGAAAACAUAUGCUUAGCUAUUACGUGUUGGGGUAUAGGACUGAUGCAACUGGUAGAGUGGAGAAUUCGGACGAAAAUUUGUUUAAUUUUUACUUUGAAAGUGAAGAAGAUAGGAAAAAACUAAAACCUGUAAAAACAAUACAUGAACAAGAUGAUGAAACAAUCCUGGCACUGUGUAUUUUGGUAGGAAAUGAAUUGGAUUUUGGAUCCACUCUCAGUGGGUGGCUGACCUAUUUACAGGAGGAAAAUCCAAGUUUAGUUUCCAGACAAGUGAAUAUACGUCUGUCUGAAUAA
Messenger RNA from Octopus sinensis (East Asian common octopus), 573 nucleotides. RefSeq names its product evolutionarily conserved signaling intermediate in Toll pathway, mitochondrial-like. The record is from RefSeq and is a predicted model, not a curated record. Gene Ontology annotation, cellular component: mitochondrion. Lineage: Eukaryota; Metazoa; Mollusca; Cephalopoda; Octopoda; Octopodidae. The transcript has a single exon. The coding region runs from base 1 to 573 and encodes 190 amino acids.